AUGCGCCGCUCUCCGGGCUCGAGCCGGGAGCCGCGGCUGACGACGAGCACCGCCGUGCUGGCGGUCGCAUCGGCGCUCAUCCUGCUGAUGCUCAGUUUCAACGCCCGGCUCUACUUCUCCGCGGCGUGCGACCAGCGGCUGCAGCAGCUCGCCGACGAGAAGGACCGCGAGCUGCAGCGCCUGGCGCGGCGCGACCUGGUGGCGUACGUGGACUGGACGCCGGGCGCGCUGACGCCGUCUCGCAUCGCCGUCCUGGUCAUCGCGUACAACCGCGCCUCCUACCUCGACCGCGCGCUCGGCUCGGUGAUGUUGAGGCAUCCGGGCGGCGCGAACUGGCCAGUGUACGUGUCGCAGGACGGGGAGAACGACGAGGUCGCGCGAGACGACACCCUCCUCGCCGUCUCCGCCUUCAACGACAACGGCCAGCCGCGCUACUCCUCCGACACGUCCGCCCUCUACCGCUCCGAUUUCUUCCCCGGCCUCGGCUGGCUGCUCACACGGCGGCUGUGGGCCGAGAUUGGCGCCGGCUGGCCUGAGGAGCGCGGCUUCUGGGACGACUGGAUGCGAGAGCCGCCGCAGCGGCAGGGCCGCGCGUCGAUACGGCCCGAGACGAGCCGCUCGCGCACGUUUGGGCAGAAGGGGACGUCUCUCUCCCAGUUCUACAUCAAGUUUCUGGCGCCCAUCCAGUUCUCCGACCAAGCCGCCCCCGCCUGGGCCGGCCGCAACCUCAGCUUUCUGCUCAAGGCCGCGUACGACCCUCCGUUUGCCGCGCGGGUCGCCGCGGCGCGCGAGGUGGAGCUGCGCAGAGUCAUCGACCGCUCCUUCACCGCGAGCGGCGGAGGCGACGUGGUGGUGCGCUACUCGACGCCAAAGGUGCUGCUGGGCUUCUGCAAGCAGCUGGGCAUCAUGGAGGACCUCAAGGCGGGCGUGCCGCGCACCGCCUACCACGGCGUCAUACCGCUGCGCGUGGGUGGCGUCAUGGUCUUCCUGGCGCCGUCUUUUGCCGUGGACCAGGACAUCACCCAGCGCAAGCCGCCAUAG
Messenger RNA from Emiliania huxleyi CCMP1516, 1041 nucleotides. RefSeq lists its product as hypothetical. The coding region runs from base 1 to 1041 and encodes 346 amino acids. NCBI's taxonomy places the organism in Eukaryota, Haptophyta, Isochrysidales, Noelaerhabdaceae. The transcript is spliced from 3 exons. The record is from RefSeq and is a predicted model, not a curated record. Gene Ontology annotation, molecular function: alpha-1,3-mannosylglycoprotein 2-beta-N-acetylglucosaminyltransferase activity. Gene Ontology annotation, cellular component: Golgi apparatus.